CUCUCACUCUCACGUGCUGGGUAUAUAGUGGAAGAGGCUUAAGAGGUUCUGCACUCAAACAUCAAAGAAGAGAAAAAAAUGGAAGAUGGACUUUUAGCAGCAGAGGCCAAUGAGAACUGCGAGGACGUGUCAGCAAGUGAUUCCAAAGCCACGGCCAUUGUUGUACUGAGCUCCAUAGUCGCCCUCUGCGCUUCACUUUCUAUUGGGUGUUCUUCUGGAUUUUCAUCUCCUGCUGAAUCUGGAAUUAUGGAAGACUUGGGCCUCUCUGUCGCUGCUUAUUCAGUUUUCGGUUCAAUAAUGACAGCAGGAGGAAUAGCAGGAGCACUUGUUAAUGGAAAGAUAGCAGAUGUCAUCGGUAGGAGAGGUACAUUGUGGUUCUCUGAGUUCUUCACCAUUGCAGGGUGGCUUGCUAUAGCAUUUGCAAAGAAUGCUUGGUGGCUGGACCUUGGAAGACUGUCUUUGGGAUUUAGCAAUGGGAUUCUUGCCUACGUGGUUCCUAUAUAUGUUGCAGAAAUUACCCCAAAGAACCUUCGGGGAGGAUUUACAUCCGCUAAUCAGUUGAUGAUUACUUGCGGCAUUUCUCUGAUGUACUUCAUUGGAAAUGUCACUUCUUGGCGCAUCUUGGCUUUAAUUGGUAUCAUUCCAUGUCUCAUAGAACUUCUAGGCUUAUUCUUCAUUCCAGAAUCUCCUAGAUGGCUGGCUAAAAUUGGCAAGGAGAAAGAGUUUGAAACUGCUCUACAACGCCUUAGGGGAAGGAAUGCUGAUAUUUCUCAAGAAGUGGCUGAUAUCAGGGAUUAUACGGAAGCUUUGGAGCUGCAGUCAAAAACUAGAUUUCUAGAUUUGUUCCAAAGGAGAUAUGCUCAUUCACUUACUGUUGGAGUUGGAUUGAUGUUACUGGUACAGUUUGGAGGGAACAAUGCCAUUUCUGCUUAUGCCGCCUCUAUAUUCGAAGAAGCUGAUUUUUCGAGUAGUGUUGGGACAAUAUCAAUGGCUAUUAUCCAGAUUCCAGCUACUGCUGCUAGUGUGCUCUUAAUAGAUAAAUCAGGAAGACGGCUACUUCUAAUGGUAUCUGCUGCCGGAAUGUGCUUGAGUUGCUUUCUUGUAGGCUUGUCAUUCUGGUUUCAGGACCUCCAGCAGUGGAAGGGGCUCACUCCCAUUUUGGUGUUUAUUGGCAUAAUGGGGUAUGCUGUUUCUUACUCAAUAGGCAUGGCAGGAAUACCAUGGGUCCUAUUGUCAGAGAUAUUUCCCAUGAACAUAAAGGGCUCAGCUGGAAGCCUGGUGUCUUUAGCAAACUGGACCUGUUCUUGGAUUGUAACCUACGCUUUCAACUUUAUGAUGGAAUGGAGCUCAGCAGGAACAUUUUUCAUAUUCUCGUUGAUAUGUGGUUCAGCUGUUGUAUUUGUUGCAAAGCUUGUACCAGAAACAAAGGGGCGAGUGCUAGAAGAAAUACAGGCAUCGAUUACCCAUUUGGCCUUCAGAUAUGAUGGAGAAAGGGGAGCAGCCACGCCUGUUGUAGUACUCAGCACCAUGGUCGCCCUCUGCGGUUCACUCUGCGCAGGCUGCGCUACAGGAUAUUCAUCAGCUGCUGAAUCCGGAAUCAUGGAAGAUUUGGGUCUGUCUGUGGCUGAUUAUUCAGUUUUUGGUUCUACACUAACCAUUGGAGGAGUUAUAGGUGCAUUGUUAAAUGGAAAGAUAGCGGAUAUUAUUGGUCGAAGAGGUGCAAUGUGGUUCUCGGAAAUAUUCGGCCUUGCAGGUUGGCUUGCUAUAGCAUUUGGAAAGAAUGCUUGGUGGUUGGAUCUGGGAAGACUUUCCCUUGGUAUUGGCUUUGGUGUUAUUUGCUAUGUGGUACCUGUAUACAUUGCAGAAAUAACACCUAAGAAUCUUAGAGGACAAUUUACAUCAGCGUAUCAGCUGUUGGUUUGUUGCGGCAUUUCACUUAUGUAUUUCAUUGGAAAUAUCGUUUCCUGGCGCACCUUGGCUUUAAUCGGUGCUAUUCCAUGUUUAGUACAACUUGUGGGAUUAUUUUUUGUUCCAGAGUCUCCUAGAUGGUUGGCAAAAAUUGGUAAAGAACCAGAACUUGAAGCUGCUCUACAGCGUCUUAGGGGGAAGCAUGCUGAUAUAUCACAAGAAGCAGCUGAUAUCAAAGAUUUUACAGAAACCUUUCAAAAGCAUUCAGAAACUAGAAUUCUGGACUUGUUCCAACAUAUAUAUGUUCAUUCCCUCAUUGUUGGACUUGGGUUGAUGAUACUGCAACAAUUGGGAGGCGCCAAUGCAAUUGCUUUUUAUGCAAGCUCUAUAUUUUCAGAAGCUGGUUUUUCAAGUAGCAUUGGGACUAUAUCAAUGGCUAUCGUCCAGAUUCCGUCUGCCGCUGUGGGUGUUAUCUUGGCAGAUAGAUCAGGCAGACGACCACUUCUUUUGGUCUCUGCUGCUGGAAUGUGCUUCAGUUGCUUCCUUGUAGGCUUGUCAUUCUGCUUUCAGGACAUCAACCAGUUGAAAGAGCUCACUCCCGUGUUGGUGCUAAUAGGGAUCCUGGGGUUCAGUGUGGCUUACACAUUAGGUAUGGCAGGAUUACCAUGGGUUAUAAUGUCAGAGAUAUUCCCAAUAAACGUCAAGGGUACAGGUGGAAGCCUCUUGACUUUAGUGAACUGGUCUUGCUCUUGGAUUGUUUCAUACACUUUCAAUUUUAUGAUGGAAUGGAGUACAUCAGGCACAUUUUUCAUAUUCUCGGGCGUUUGUGGUUUCGCUGUUCUAUUCGUCGCAAAAUUUGUACCAGAGACCAAGGGGCGAGCCCUGGAAGAAAUACAAACAUCAAUGACACAUAUUCUGUAAUAAGAAGUA
Molecule: messenger RNA, 2838 nt
Organism: Corylus avellana
Lineage: Eukaryota; Viridiplantae; Streptophyta; Magnoliopsida; Fagales; Betulaceae
Product: sugar transporter ERD6-like 5
Biological process (GO): transmembrane transport; carbohydrate transport
Cellular component (GO): membrane
Molecular function (GO): sugar transmembrane transporter activity
Source: RefSeq, a predicted model, not a curated record